AUGUGGCGAAGAAUCAUCUUAUCUUUUUUGAUCGUUGAAAAAUGUUUAUCAAUUUCGAGUCCGAUUCAACCAUUCGCAACUUAUACAUAUUCAACAGAACUGAUAAGUAAUGUUGCUGAUCUUUGGUGGAGUAUUGAUAAAGAUGAACGAGAAAUAACAUUUGAAUUUCAUGUUAACACAACUGGUUGGAUUGCUCUCGGAAUUAGUUCAGCGGGAGGGAUGAAAGAUGCAGAUAUAGGUGUUGGAUGGAUUGAUAAUCAGGGAAAACUUUAUUUUCAAGAUCGAUAUUCAUUUGAUUUUGUUCGACCAGUGAUUGAUAACACAACAAAUGAUUGGAUACCAAUUAAAGGCAAAGAAUCUAACGGAUGGACAGCGAUUCAAUUUAAACGUUUACUCGAUACAUGCGAUUCCAUGGAUUAUCCAAUAAAAAGUGGAACGAAUAUCUUAAUCUAUGCAUAUGGUGUCAGUGAUCCAGUUAAUUCGGAAAUAAGCUAUCACCAAGCGCGUCGUGGCACGCGAAUAAUUCCACUUCGAUCUUAUGGUCAACCACCAUCGGAACAAAAAUUUAAUGGUCUUGAUUAUUUCGAUCUUCGUUUAACUAAUUAUACCAUUCCAUCUGAUGAUACAACAUAUCAUUGUAAAAUAUAUAAAACUCCAGCGACAUACUCAGAUAAACGACAUGCGAUCGCAUAUAAAGUUUUAGUUGAUGAUGAAAAUGUUGAUAUCGUUCAUCAUUUACUAAUACACGAAUGUGAUCCAUCGUUUAGAUUCGAUGAUAACAAUCUUCCGGAUGGAGUAUGUGACGAUAUUAAUGAUCUAAUCGAACCUUGUGCAUCACGUGUUGCAACUGGCUGGGCAGUUGGCGGUGAUUAUAUUGUUGAAUUUCCUGAAGAAGCUGGUUAUCCAGUUGGUAUUCAUUCUCCGAACAAAUAUUUUAUGGUUCAAAUGCAUUAUGAUAAUCCAAAAGGAACUCAAAAUCGUAGAGAUAAUUCAGGAAUUCGAUUUUAUCUUGGCGAAAAACUUCGACAACAUGAUCUUGGAUAUCUUACAUUUGGAACUGUUUCAAAUUUUUUCGGAAUUAUUAUUCCACCAAAACUUGAUCAAUUCAUCAUAGAUGCUUAUUGCCCACGUGCAGCUACAAAAAAUAUACCUGAAUCUGGGAUAACAGUCGUAUCUGCAUUUCCACAUACUCAUUUACAAGGCUAUAGUAUGUGGACGAAAUUGAUUCGUAAUAACACAGCUGUUAGUUAUUUAUUCAAUGCUGAUUCUUAUAAUUUUAAUUAUCAAUUUGAAAAUCGUUUAGCAAAACGAAUUAAGAUAUUUCCAGGAGACGAGUUUGCAACAAGAUGUAUUUAUAAUACAAUGAAUAAAGAUAAAGUGACAUUGGGUGGAGAACGAACAUCAGAAGAAAUGUGUUUACAUUUUUUUACUUACUAUCCUCGACUCGACGAAGAUUUAUCUUCUUGUUAUCGAAUAAAUUCAUACGAAUCAAUACUUAGAAAGAUCAAUUAUUCAUUACCAUAUAAUUAUGCACAAAUAAAGCAAUGGUUACUUGAUAUUAAAUGGACACCAGAAUCCUCGAAAGAAUGGCAGACAUUUGUUGAUACUAUCCCACGUUCAGCUGCGUUUGCAGUGGGAGGUCAAUGGAAAUCAGAACCGCUUGAUCCAUCAGCGACAUACAAAGAUUUGGAUCCAGUCAUUUGUCAAAAAACAAUUGUAACCACAACUACAGCCACAGCCACGAACACUUUAACAUCAUCAUUAACAUCAUCAACAACAACAACAACAACAACAACAACAACCACAAACACUGCUGUUUGUUGUUAUCAAAAUAUAUUUCAUUAUAUUAUCUACGUUUUGAUUUUUUUCAAAAUAAACUAA
Messenger RNA from Adineta ricciae, 1881 nucleotides. The record is from the annotation of a GenBank genome assembly. Lineage: Eukaryota; Metazoa; Rotifera; Eurotatoria; Adinetida; Adinetidae.